Drosophila navojoa is the source of this 4892-nucleotide messenger RNA. It is a transcript of the gene MED26, whose product is annotated as mediator complex subunit 26. NCBI's taxonomy places the organism in Eukaryota, Metazoa, Arthropoda, Insecta, Diptera, Drosophilidae. Gene Ontology annotation, biological process: positive regulation of gene expression; regulation of transcription by RNA polymerase II. The record is from RefSeq and is a predicted model, not a curated record. Gene Ontology annotation, cellular component: nucleus; core mediator complex; mediator complex. Gene Ontology annotation, molecular function: transcription coregulator activity.
AGAAAAUGGCGUAUUGUGUUAAAAGUUUUUAAAAAAAGGUAGAUGGUUUGAUUGACACGGUUCCUAUAAACACAAAAAGGCAACAGCUAAUGAAAGUUCGGACCGUACAAUACUUUUAAGUUAUAUUUGCCUCCUUUUGGAUCAGGCACGCUUUGUUAUCUGGCAUAAAUGAAUCAAACCCAGAUUCAGCAAUUGACCUCACACCUAUCGCAGGCACUUGAUCAAAACUAUGAUGUCGUUAAUAUGGAGACAGUUCUCUCUGUCAUUUGUGCAUUGGAAGGUACAACGAUUACGAAAGAGCAAUUGGAAGCCACCAGAUUGGCAAAGUACAUAAAUCAACUUCGACGUAGAACUAAAAAUGAUCAGUUAGCACGUCGGGCCAAAUCGCUUUUAAAGAAAUGGCGUGAAAUGGUGGGAAUCCAUCAGCAGACAUCAAUUGAUUCUCAGUCGCAACACGUGGAUCAAUCAACAUAUAAACCGAUGGUGGAAACUAACCUAACAGAAUCCGAAUCGAACACAACAGAAGCAGGCUUCAACCCACCCCAGCCUUUUUCCCCGACAUUACAGCGUGUUAUCUCUCAUUUGCACUCAAAUAUUGAUUCCUCUGAACCAAAACUUGAUCAUCAAACCAACUUAUCAAGCUUGAUAAACAAUAAUAUUAACAAUGACAAUAGUGAAGAAUCGUUGACAAUCGUUAACAAACUGUUUAUUCAACAACCAAAAUCAAGCGAAUUCAAAACUCAAAAAUCAUCGACGAUUAUAAGUGAACAUGUGGCGAACGAUAAAUUGAAUCAGGCCUCUAUUGUAAUUGAUAUUGUCUCAGACUCUGAUGAGAACGAUGCAACCAACAGUCAAAAAAAGCUAGAAAGAGAAUCAUUAGCAACUUCCAGCCAUUACUUCAGGCCCAAGAAGCUAAAAAAGGAUAAGAAAGGCAAGGAUAGGGAUAGUCGAGAUAAACCUUCUUUAUUCAAUUUGAAAGGCGAAACUUCACAACAGUCUAGAAAUUCAAAAAAGUCAAAUUUACAUCGCUCGCUGAAGGAAUCAAAAACGCCAAAAGUAUAUUCAGCAGAUCCUGAAAUUUUAUCAUUGUCGAAUAGCUCGAUGAGCUCAAUCCUAUCUGGAGAUGCCGUUUCGGGAAACUUUCAAACUCGACCUCAUCCUUCGGCAGCAGAUUUGACAUUUGCGGGCAGAUUUAAGUCCGCCGGUCGACUAGAAACUUUUAGUAAUAUAAAUUCCUUGCAAGCGAAUGGUCAGAAAUCUACUGCUAGUGCUAUUGACACAAGCAGCGAGGUGCCAACACGUCCAAUUUGUGAAGAGAAUAAUGAUUCAAAUACCUCAUGUAGUCGAUUAUCGCCGUAUGAUGAGCUUGAGCCGAAGUUCGAUCAAAUUCGCUUAAAGUCAUGUGAAGAAAGAAUUCCAAAAAAACGUGGCCGCAAAAAGGGAUCCAAAGGUGUAGAUUCACUAAUUGCAAAGGAAUCAAGUCUAUCGCAGCAAAUAUUCUUUGGAUCUGGUGUAAAAAAAGUAAAAACCACUAAAGAACUGUUUAAUGAGAUACAAAGUAGGAAGUUAAGUACUUCAUUCAACCGCAGUGAGAACACAAUAACAGCGCCAUCAGUAACGAAUAGAGUGUUAAAUACUAGUUCAACUAAUGUUCGAAAUUCGGACUGUCGGUUUUUGCAUACGAGACCGGCGUCAUCUUGUUCAGAAACAUCAAUCCACUCUCCGCAUGCUUUAGAACCAUUCUCAUCAAAUGUUUCUCUAGCAGGAACCGAAAAACAUUCAAAUACACUGGAAGACCCUGGAAAUACAGAUAGUGAUACGGUUACAUCAGAGCAUUCACGAGACAGCAAACCUCGAAAUAUGAGAAUACACUCAUUGGAUAGUAACAGCAAUUUGCAUCAGCAUGCAUCAUCGGCCAAAAAUGGGGAAGAUAUAGAAUUAAAAACGGAUUAUAAUGAUGUUAGAACCCAAUUAAUGCAUAUUGUACGCAGUUUAAGUAGUCCGCUUACUGUUGACGAGACUGAAAAGCGAUAUCAGGCUGAAAUCGUGCCAUGCACUUGCAUAAUUUUUGAAGACAUGCCAAACGAAUCAUAUGAACAUAAAAAGCUCAGUGAAAUCGAUAGAGAAUCAGAUUUGGUAAAAAAAGGUUCGUUUGAUAUUGAUAUUUCUCGCGAUAAUGAGCAAACAGCUUUAAAAACUGAAAACUGUGUCGUUGACGCUGCUGAGCAGACUAUUGCUAAAAAGCCAAUGAAAUCGAUUUUUGAUUUAGACUUUGAUGAUGACGACGAUCCCUUGCUUACGAUUAUUAAACAUGUUUUACCAACAGAGUCGAGCGUGAAAACGAAACUUGAUUUUGAUGUUAAUCUAACGGAAUCUAACGUUAGCUUAGCUGAAGAAGAUAUCAAUAAAGACAUGAAAGCAGCAAUUACGGAUAGUCUUUCGGCAGAUCAGGAGUCCAGCAAUAUAAUAGCAGAGCCUAUAUCUAUCUAUACUGUACGCGAAGAUCCCAAAUGCAUUGCAAGGCAAAGGUUUGAUGUUCAAACGAAUGAUGUUACCAAUUUUCAUAUAAAUGCAUUACAUAACUAUUACAUACCAAACAUUAAUGGAAACUGGAAUAGCAUUGACUCGUCGUUAGUGUCAUUGUCAGUAACGGAAUUUUUGCAGACUUUGGAGUCCUAUACAGUUACCGAUGGAUCUGAUGUGGUGCCUAAAUAUGGAUCCCUCACAUACGAGCAACGGAUACGUAAGGACCUGAGCUAUCUAAAAUUCGUUCAGAAUUCUAAAUCAAAAAGUUUUAAGUCGGUUAUACCGCCAUUUUUGGGUGUCGCCAAGUGUUUACCAACGUGUCGUCUGGCAGCUAAAAGGCUGAAGGAUAAAACGAAAUCUCUACCAACAAUAAACAGUGCUAAUAAGUUAGGAAAACAGGAAAAGUCUGAAAUGAAUUGUAUUAGUAGUGGUCCCAAUCUGCUAAGAGUUGACGUCACUAUAAAUGAUACACAAAAAAACAAUGAAAGUCAAGUUCGACAUUCUGAUGAUGAUCUAAUAAAACGUAACGCUGCACUUAGUUACAAUCUGUUGAAAGUGGUUACCGAUAAUGGUGAGAAUCCUGAAAAUUUACAAAAAUCAGAUGAUUUAAAUAUUGAAUGUACAAAUAUGAAGUUCAGGCGCUAUAAAAGCAGAAGUUCUAAUUUACAAUUGACACAAGACUCAUUAAAUGAAAAAUUACGAAAUCAAAAGGCAGAAGAUACAGAGAAAUCAGAGUGGUCUGAAAGUAAUAUCGAACGAAAUAGAAAAAAACGUAGAAAAACAUAUAAUAGCACUCACUACGAUAAACACAAUAUAAAUAAUUUAACGAUAGAUGAAAAACCACGUAUUAAGCGCAUCAAAAUUGCAAUCCACGGAAAUGUUGCCACUCAUAGCCAGGUAUCGAUGAUCAGUGGUGGUGACAUCAGCAGCGGCGAUGAGGAAGGCGCUCAUAUAGAGAUAAGCGAUAUGGAAGUCGGCUACGAUACUAUUGGAUACUCUCAGUGUGCUCAGGCGGCAAGUGACGAUGAUCAUGGGUCGAACAGAAGUCAUUCAACAACCGUAGAUAGCCUAUUAGCAGACGAUGACCAUAUGGAGAAUGAUGAUGAUAAUAAUGGUGAUGACGAGGAAUAUGCAAUCGUUCAAAGACCGUUGGCUCAAGGCUGUGCAAGUAAUAAUCACAUUGUGCUGACAAUAAAGAAAACACCGAGUAAAAUUAACUCACCGGCUAACUCUAUCUCAGCAAUUUCUCCAAUUGUUGGUGUUGUCGCCGAAGGUGAGAUGUCAACUGGCAAACAACAGGACGCUGAAAUAAUCGCAUCAUUUCUCUCUAUAGAACCAAAGGCUGAAACACAUGGAUCGGAAUCAAUUCCUAUGCCUGACACCUGCUGCAAUAAUUUAGAGAAAUGUUAUCGGUAUAGCCAUCGUCGUCGUGUUCGACAUCGUCAACAGAUUUGCCAGAAGGAAACAAUAGAUAUUGAACUAAAUCACUUGUUCAAUAAUGUUCGCAGGAGUGCGCAGCCUUUGGUAAAAACACAUCAAAAAUUAUUUUUCACAAAUGAAUUAUGCAGACAGGAUAAAUCGGGACGAAAUGAGCGCAUCAUUAAUUACAGCAGUAGUAGUAGCAGUAGCAGCAGUAGUUCGAAUGAGGAUUAUAGUGAAACCGAGGAAAGCAAUUACAACCCUAGGCAAACUGAUCAAUGUUCAGUCGAUCCUUUAAAUAAUUAUAAAUUAAAGAAUGAGACUGGCCCGAUAACGUCUGUAAAGUGCAUUAUAGCAAAACAAGAUGCUGACCAUCGAGAUGACUUGUACUUCUAUUCUAGUGAUGAAUCCUCGAUUGAUGAUGAACAUAAUGAUAAUAAAGAAGGGCUGAAUGAUAUCAAGUUGAAUACGCUUAGUGAAUUACCAUUAGAGAACAAUGGUAUGCUGCCGUCUUUCAACUCUAUUGGUGCCACAAAUCAUCCUCAGCCAAAGCUCACAACAAUAGCAGAUUUGAAUUGUAAUGAUGGUAAUUUAUGCUAUAAUAAUACUAACGAUAAUUUAAGCGUUAUUCAAUCACAUGACUUUGACGGUGUGAGGGAUGCAAGUAAAAUGAAUAAUGUCAUUAAUAGUGAAAAUUCAAAUGGAAUGAUGAAAAGUACCGAAAAUUAUAAUCAAAUAUUAUCGCCGCAAACCAUGGAAUAUAGGAGUGGUAUUCGUAGUGUUGUUGACGAUUCUAGUAGUCGAGUCCAACAAUUCAAGGAGUGGCACCAAGUUCUUCAGCUUCAAUCAUACAAUAAUGAACCAUUGAUAGUUUUGCCAUAUGUUGUUCUUGAAUAAACCAUUUUUGAACGCCACUCUGGAUACUUGAAAAAUUUAAUAAUUAUUUG